Messenger RNA from Amaranthus tricolor (Joseph's coat), 639 nucleotides. RefSeq names its product zinc finger BED domain-containing protein DAYSLEEPER-like. The transcript is spliced from 3 exons. NCBI's taxonomy places the organism in Eukaryota, Viridiplantae, Streptophyta, Magnoliopsida, Caryophyllales, Amaranthaceae. The record is from RefSeq and is a predicted model, not a curated record. The coding region runs from base 1 to 639 and encodes 212 amino acids. Gene Ontology annotation, molecular function: protein dimerization activity; DNA binding.
AUGGCGAAGGGCAUGAAGGCUAAAUUUGAUAAGUAUUGGGAAAACUAUAGCAUGAUUCUUUCCAUGGCUGUCAUUUUAGAUCCUCGCUUAAAACUUCAAUAUGUGAAGUUAUGUUUUGUGCAAUUAGAUGGUAGAAGUGCUGAAUAUAAGACUGAGAAAGUGAAAGAAAGUCUCUUCAAGCUAUGUGAAGAGUAUUCACAAGUUGAUAUUUCUCCCCUUGGUUGUACUAGAGUUGGAAGCGGGAAUGCAAGUCUUGCUGCGUUUUCAUCUUAUGAGAAUUCUUCUUCUCAAGGUAGAACACAACUAGAUGACUACUUAGGUGAGCAUAAAUUGGAUCCUUUGUCGGAUUUGGAUGUUCUUGGUUGGUGGAAGGAUAAUGCUAAAAGGUUUCCACAAGUUGCAAGUAUGGCAAGAGAUUUGUUAAGUAUUCCAAUUACUACUGUUGCUUCCGAGUCGAGUUUUAGCUUGGGAAGUAGGAUACUAACAAAAUGGAGAGCUUCCGGAGAGUGCCGAGACUUUGAUAACAAUUCUCUUGAAGACGGUGUUGAAAUUCCGAUUUUGCGGGAUCCAAACAAAGAACCUCAAGUUAUCGGCGUAGAAGAAAGCGGAGUUGAAAUUCUUGAAGAUGAUGAUUUUUAG